AGAGAACCCAAAGCACCAUUGAGAGCAACUGCUGAAAUACGGAGUUGAGAAAAACAGUUGAAUGAUGAGUGCUGCUCAAAGUCAAACAACAUUGGAGUCCAAACUCGAGGCCCUGCAGUGCCACUUCACCUGGGAUCUGGACCCCAGCAGAUCUGAGCUUUUACGCCGCAGUGAAAGCUUGGAGGACAUCGGCACAGAGGAGGGAAACAGCUGGCUAGGUCACAUUUACAACCUGCGGGGGUUAAUUCAGUACAAGCUGGGGUUCACCGAAGAUGCCCAGAGUUUCUUCAGCAGGGCUGCAGAGGCCUUCCGCCAGAUAAGACACAGAAAUGAAGGUCCCUGGUUAAUGGUGAACUACGGUAACCUGGCUUGGCUGCACCACCACCUGGGAAACCAAGCAGAGAGUCAGUUUUACCUGUCAAAGGUCGACUCCCUGAUUAAUCAGUACCCAUCUCCAUCCCCGGACGAACUUCAUCCAGAGAUCUAUGCUGAAAAAGCCUGGACCCUGAUGAAGUUCAGCGGAGAGAAAAAGCUUAUCGUAGAUUAUUUCCAGAGAGCCAUCAAGAUGCAGCCGGACAUGGUGGAGUGGAACACCAGCCACACCUUAGAGUUAGUGCAUGCUUUUAAGCACAUCGAUGAAAAGGUGGAGGCUGAAAUCUUCGAAAAAUUAAGAAUCGCCAGGGAACAAGAUCCAGAGAACUUGUACCUCGCUGCUUACUACCUUGAGCAAUGUGCUAAAUUAGGAGAAAGAAUUGAAGAUGAAGCACGUGAGUUAGCCAGAAAGGUUUUGAGAAAUCCUGUCGGCAGCUACGGUGGUAUUAAACCGUUAUUAUGGAUUUACAGAAACUACAUUUCUGUAGAUGAGGCCAUUGCAUUGGCAGAGGAGGCUCUGAAAAAACACCCAGAUGAGCGUUACCUGAAGAGAUGUGCUUCACUCUGCUACAAAUGGAUCAUUUACUUUAGUGACAGACUCCCAGAGCGAAGCAAGAUAGACAGAGCAAUCCGCCUCCACGAGGAGGUGAUUUCUCUUUACCCUCAUUCUUCACUUAUGAAGAAAGUGGACCUCGCUAAUAUAUACGCAAAGUCAAAUUACAGCCAGGCAAAAGCUGAGCAGAUAUUUCAGGAACUGCUAGAAAGGGAUCGGAUAGAAAAUGAUCUGGAACCUACAGACAAACAGAUGCUUUACAACAACUACGCAAAACGUUUGUUUUUCGAUCAUCAGGAGGACCAAAAGGCAGUACAGUAUCACAUGAAGGCGGCAGCCAUACAGAAUCAGUCCUCCUUUCGUGCGAACAGCAUCAGAUUUCUGGAGAGGAUUAAAGACAAAGACAGGAGCCCAAUGUGUAGAGAAAUAGCAGAGUUUCUGGAAAACUUAAAAGAGCUGUAGUUAUUUUAAAGGUUUGAGUGUGUAAGAUUUA
This is a messenger RNA of Epinephelus lanceolatus (giant grouper), 1418 nucleotides long. Its product is annotated as interferon-induced protein with tetratricopeptide repeats 5-like. Lineage: Eukaryota; Metazoa; Chordata; Actinopteri; Perciformes; Serranidae. Gene Ontology annotation, cellular component: cytosol. Gene Ontology annotation, biological process: defense response to virus. The record is from RefSeq and is a predicted model, not a curated record. Gene Ontology annotation, molecular function: protein binding.